Molecule: messenger RNA, 1326 nt
Organism: Thyridium curvatum
Lineage: Eukaryota; Fungi; Ascomycota; Sordariomycetes; Thyridiales; Thyridiaceae
Exons: 2
Coding region: 1-1326 (441 amino acids)
Source: RefSeq, a predicted model, not a curated record
AUGCCCAAGAUCAAGCCUCGCAGUUCACGCCGGGCUCCGGGUCUCAAGGAUAGCGACUAUGAUCACGAGAUAAACCUAGUCGAUCAUGCUGCCUCGCCGUCGGCGCAGAGCCCCAAUCUGGAGGCCAGUCCCUCGAACCAUGCCUCCAAAAGGGACGCCACGCAGCGAGCUGAGGCCUCUUCUUCUCGGGCGCCCGAACAGAGGCAAGAUGCGCCGAUUCCGAAGAUAACCCGGCAAUCAGACUCUUUCCCCAAAGGACGAGGUCCGGCCGUGGAGGUUGAGGGAGCAACCCCCGUGGAACGUCCUCAGUCGCCCGAGGCCGCCCAGCCCCGAAAGCCACCCCGCGAAGAGCCCGAGACCGUCAUUGAUAUCCUAUACGAGAACGAAAGGGGCGGGUUUCUCUGCGGCGUGGCUCUCUUCUCCUCCAAAGCUCUGGGCAACCUAGAUCCGACCCCUUGGACCAACGCCGCGCAUAGACCCAGUCCGACGGAUAUCACGACGGCACAGGUCCCCGACCCGACAUGGGAGUGGGUCUGGCCCGAGUGGCGGGUCAAUCACGAUGACGAUACGGACGAGGGAGGAUGGGAAUACUCGUUUAUGUUUGCCAGGAAGUUCUCCUGGCAUGGCCCGAAGUGGUGGAAUUCCUUUGUGAGGAGACGAGCAUGGAUCCGCAUGCGGGCCAAAAAGCAGACCAGUGCGCAGUCCGAGAAUGACCCGCACCUGCUGAAUCCCGAGUACUUUUCCGUGCAGCCGGCGGCGAGCAUCACCCGAACCUCUAGCAGAGCUACGAGCCGGCUUAGUGGGAAGGCCAGUGCCAGCAUGACAUCGAACGCGGCUACUGAUGCGGAGGAGAAGCCCGAUAUCGAAGACAUUCCAACGCUGAUGCUCGUGUUGCGGGAGUCACGCAUCGACCGAGAGAAGAUUGAAGCCAUCGACAACUUCCUCGAGCAUGGAGAGGAGGAGCUGGACAAGCUGGAGCACGAGAUGCACGAGAUCAUGUCCUUGUUUGUGUUUCAAGCGUCGCGCAAAGUCCUUUUAUCCAAGCUCACGCAUAUGUACGACGAGACGAUGAAGGAGAAGGAGAGGCCGGACAGCGGGCCCGAGAUCAAGCGGAAGGCAGACGCCCUGUCGGCUGCCGUCAAGCAUGCGGACGAAGAACUGAAGAAGCUGGAGUACUGGAGCGAUAUCAAGGCCAUGGCCGAGAGCGGAGAGUCGAGGGGCGCCGUCGACACCAAGAAAGGGUGGGACGAGAGCUGGCAGGGAGUGGACAAGAGUGGUCCUGCGCAACCACCGGCGCCUGAUACCCCGUCUGAGGAGCGUAAAUGA